Messenger RNA from Aspergillus steynii IBT 23096, 1280 nucleotides. Its product is annotated as thiamine pyrophosphokinase-related protein. The coding region runs from base 73 to 1041 and encodes 322 amino acids. Lineage: Eukaryota; Fungi; Ascomycota; Eurotiomycetes; Eurotiales; Aspergillaceae. The transcript is spliced from 2 exons. The record is from RefSeq and is a predicted model, not a curated record. Gene Ontology annotation, molecular function: 8-oxo-dGDP phosphatase activity.
CUCUCUCUCGUUCUACCUUGUCUAACCAUUCUAGCAGUAUCUUAUUUUCUCUCUCCCAUCCAUCCCCACAUCAUGGCGAAAUCUAACCUUGACCUGGUCAACGAAUGCGACAAAUUCCCAUACCACCAAGAUGACCCCUCCUUCUACGCCGCCCACAUGAAAAACUUCUACCAAUUCCGAGUGAACGGCUGCGAUGCAGUUCUCGGGUACAUUGCCAAGUCGGUCGCCGAGAAAUUCUACUGGUCCCCAGACAACUGGGCCGUGGACACCACGAAGCAAACGGUAACCCUGACCACGGCGGCGGACGCGAGCCCAGAGCAGCGCACCCAGGCGGUCGCCCAGACGCUCAACGAGGCCGUCAAGCGCGACACCUUUCAGAUCCUCAAGGGCUGGCGCAACGAGAUGUACCCCGUCUUUGCCCCGGGGGGUCAAUUCCUGCUCGAGCUGGAGCGCUCGGCGAGUCCGCUGUUCGGAAUCGUCGCGUACGGCAUCCACUGUACCUGCUACGUGCAAGACGAUCAGGGCCUGCGCAUCUGGGUGCCCAGACGCUCGCGCACCAAGCAGACGUACCCCGCGAUGUUGGAUAAUACCGUGGCCGGGGGGAUGAGCACCGGAGAGAAGCCGUAUGAGUGUCUGGUGCGCGAGGCGAUGGAGGAAGCUUCGCUGCCGGAGGACGUGGUCCGGGCCAACUCGACGGCCGCCGGCUGCGUGUCGUAUAUCUAUGUGCGGGACCCGCGGGCGGGCGGGGAAACAGGCCUGUUGCAGCCCGAGGUGGAGUACGUCUAUGAUAUCAAGCUCGGGGCGGAUGUCAUCCCCAAGCCGUGCGACGAUGAAGUCGAGGCGUUCUACUUGUACACGGUGGACGAGACCAAGAAGGCGCUGGCGAAUGGCGAGUUCAAGCCGAACUGCGCGGUGGUGCUGAUCGACUUCUUCAUCCGGCAUGGCAUUCUGACGCCCGAGAACGAGCCCGAUUUCCUGGAGAUCGUGGCGAAGAUUCAUCGUCGGCUGCAGUUCCCCACGGCGUCUCACUGCGCGAAAUGAGAUACCCCGGCAUAAUCGUAUGAUUUCUACAGCGGAUUGCAUUGAGAGGAAAUUCUGAGAUUCUAUUGGAUUUUUUGUGUUUACCCAGCCAGUCACCAAUCGAACGCCGACGCUGCAAUUAAAUCAUCCAACCAAUGUGCACUUGUUUCUGUCUUUCGGAGGUCUUUUGUUUGUUGUGGUCCUGAGACCAGAGUAUUCAAAGAGAGCAGGGUCCAUAGAUGCCCGAUUCGAAUAUACGG